Messenger RNA from Paramecium octaurelia, 204 nucleotides. The record is from the annotation of a GenBank genome assembly. NCBI's taxonomy places the organism in Eukaryota, Ciliophora, Oligohymenophorea, Peniculida, Parameciidae.
AUGGAACCAAAUAUUUUGAACGAAUAGGCCAAUUAUGUACAUAAACAAUAAACUCAUACUUUAAAUAAUAAGUAAUAUGUAUUUGAUUGUAAGUUAAAUUUUCAUUAUGGCAUAGACUUUGAAAAUGAAUCCAACUCGAAUAUUGGAAUCAAACCAAUAUAUUCUGAAUCACUGAUCGUCAUAGGAUUAUUGAAUGCAGCAUGA